CACAAAACCCUUGACUCUCCUUUAAUAUUGUUUCCUCUUCCUCUUCCCCCGCCCCCCUCCCUCUUUUUCUACUCCUUUUCUUUCUUCUUCUUCUUCCCACCAUGUCACACCUCUACAAUCACAACUUCUCUCCAGCAAGAGCUCUCUCUCCACUCAUCAGAACAUCCAACCCAGAUGCUGACAGUCAGUACUUGACUGAAUUGUUGGAGGAACAUCAAAAGCUCCAGCCUUUUAUGCAAGUUCUUCCAAUAUGUAGCAGAUUGUUGAAUCAAGAGAUCCUGAGGGUGUCGAGUAUGUUGCCGAACCAAGGGUUUAAUGAGCUGGACAGACUGCGUCAUAGAAGUCCAAGUCCCAUGGCAUCUUCUAAUCUUAUGUCAAAUGUUCCUGGCUCUAGACUUGCUGGCUGGAAUGGUCUUCCACCCGAGAGGUUAAGUGGACCACCGGGAACAACAAUGGACUGGCAAGGAGCUCCAGCAAGUCCAAGUGCAUACACCGUGAAGAGAAUUUUGCGGUUAGAGAUACCAGUUGACACUUAUCCAAAUUUUAAUUUCGUUGGAAGACUUCUUGGUCCUAGAGGCAAUUCACUAAAACGGGUCGAGGGUACAACAGGUUGUCGGGUGUAUAUAAGAGGAAAAGGUUCGAUCAAGGAUCCAGAACAGGAAGAUAAGCUAAGGGGAAGACCAGGCUAUGAACAUUUAAGCGAGCCGCUCCACAUAUUGAUUGAGGCAGAGUUACCGGCAAGUGUCAUUGAUAUUAGGCUGAGGCAGGCACAAGAAAUAAUCGAAGAACUGCUUAAACCUGUGGAUGAGUCCCAAGAUUAUAUAAAAAGACAGCAGUUGCGCGAGCUGGCCAUGCUGAACUCAAAUUUCCGAGAAGAUAGUCCUGGGCCAAGCGGCAGCGUAUCACCGUUCAACACCAGCAGUAGUGGAAUGAAGCGCGCAAAAACCGGGAGAUAGUAUUUAUCCGCAGAACACUUUGAAGAUGAUCAAACCAGUGGGCUUGGCUUCAGAAACAUAUAUGUGUACACAUUCUACUCUGCCUUCAAGACUCGUACGCGCGUUGGUGUAUUUCAUGGUUUUUGGAACACAAAUCAAAAGUAUAGGAUGGAAGUUCGGGCAGUAAAGUCUCGUUUUUUGCUCUUUUUUUUUUUUUUUUUUGAAUGAUGGAUAUAGUGAUUAAGUACAAAGCGGAAAAGUUAUCGUUUUUGGGUCGUUUUUAUUUAUAUUAUUCUUUUCGUGAUUAUAAGGUGAUGGACGGGCAUGUGUGUUGUAAACUUUAAUUCAUUUGAUUUGAUUUAUUCUUGUGUUAGUAAAACCA
Helianthus annuus (common sunflower) is the source of this 1317-nucleotide messenger RNA. Its product is annotated as KH domain-containing protein At3g08620. Lineage: Eukaryota; Viridiplantae; Streptophyta; Magnoliopsida; Asterales; Asteraceae. The coding region runs from base 102 to 956 and encodes 284 amino acids. Gene Ontology annotation, cellular component: nucleus. Gene Ontology annotation, molecular function: mRNA binding. The record is from RefSeq and is a predicted model, not a curated record. The transcript is spliced from 7 exons. Gene Ontology annotation, biological process: regulation of mRNA splicing, via spliceosome.